CAGACUUUUAAACUGAAAGGGAUACUGUGCGCGGUAGGCGGUAACGUCUGUUACCUUGACAUCCGCCAGUAAAGGAGACGUGAGCAGCAGUGGUUCGCAGAACAUUCGAGAGGUCCACCCAAACCCCGAGGACGUUCCGGAUAACCCCCACCCAUCCGCCUCUGAGUCUGGCGCCUGCACUGUUUGGACGCUUUAGGGUGUUUGACUGUGCGUCCUCGAGAGCCGAACCCCCAUUAAGAUCCCCUGCCGCUGCCAUCGAUACAACACCAGCACCAGCCAUCGACCACCGUUCACUGCGGCUCUUGGACGAUCAGCGUUGUGUUUAUGUCUUUGUUUUGCGAAAACGAGCUGUUGCGCAGCCGUUGGAACCUGUGUGGUGGAAAUCUAGCCUUCAAGCAAGGAGCCUGCGGCCACAGCGGCACAGCGUUUUUCAUGUCAGAGACAGAGCGCGCUUGCAGUCGUUUAUGUCAUCCCCUCUUUUCCAGACAGAAGAUCCCGAAAAAUCCCCAACCAAGAUCCUUUUAUCUUACUGAUAGUGCUAACACCCAGCCAAAAUGUCUGUCAACGUCAACCGCAGCGUGUCAGACCAGUUCUAUCGCUACAAGAUGCCCCGUCUGAUUGCCAAGGUUGAAGGCAAAGGGAAUGGAAUCAAGACGGUCAUUGUCAACAUGGUUGAUGUUGCGAAGGCGCUGAACAGGCCUCCAACAUAUCCAACCAAGUUUUUUGGUUGUGAACUCGGUGCUCAGACCCAGUUUGAUAGCAAAAACGACCGUUACAUCGUCAACGGAUCCCACGAGGCGAACAAGCUGCAGGACAUGCUUGAUGGGUUCAUCAGAAAAUUUGUGCUGUGUCCCGAGUGUGACAACCCUGAAACUGAUCUGGAUGUCAAACCCAAAAAACAAACCAUUGGUAAUUCCUGUAAGGCCUGUGGAUACCGCGGCAUGCUCGACACCAGACACAAGCUCUGUACCUUCAUCCUCAAAAACCCACCAGAGAGCACCGAAGGUGGAUCAGCAUCUGUAAAGAAAGAGAAAGAGAAGAAGAAUCGCAAGAAGGACAAGGAGAACGGCUCUGGCAGCGGAGAGGCUGGAAGCCAAGAGAACUUUGACGCUCCCAAAGCCGUGGACGGCGACGAUGAUGACGAGGACUGGGCGGAGGAGACCACAGAGGAGGCGCAGAGGAGGCGAAUGGAGGAGAUCAGUGACCACGCCAAGAACCUCACACUCAGUGAGGACCUGGAGAAACCCCUGGAGGAGCGGGUCAACCUCUUCUACAACUUUGUUAAGCACAAGAAGGACAGCAGGACCAUCGACGCGGCAGAUAAGGAGAUCUUGGCGGAGGCGGAGCGGCUGGACGUGAAGGCCAUGGGCCCCCUCAUCCUCAGCGAGCUGCUCUUCACCGUCAACAUCCGCGACCAGAUCAAGAAGUACAAGCGCCACUUUCUGCGGUUCUGCCACAACAACAAGAAGGCCCAGAAGUACCUGCUGGGCGGCUUUGAGUGUGUGGUGAAGCUGCAUCAGGCGCAGCUGCUGGCUCGAGUUCCCAUCAUCCUCAAAGACCUGUACGACGCAGACCUGCUGGAGGAGGACGUCAUCAUCGCCUGGGCGGAGAAGGUUUCUAAGAAGUACGUCUCUAAGGAACUCGCCAAGGAGAUCCACGCCAAGGCCGCUCCCUUUGUGAAAUGGCUGAAGGAGGCGGAGGAGGAGAGCGGGGGUAGCGAGGAGGAGGUGGAGGAAGACGAUGAGAAUGUGGAGGUGGUGUACUCGUCCUCCGCCCGUGAGCUCAAAGUUGAGACUGUGAAAACUGACACCCCCGAAAAGGAAGAGGAUGACAUCGACAUCGACGCCAUCUGAGACCCUGAGGAUUCUGAUGCUGUUCUUGUGUGGCUUUGAUUCUGGCUGCCCCCCCCUCCCCCCCUCUCCCCCACACACCUUCUGCUUUGUGGCAUGACUUAACAUAGCGCUUUACUUGCUGCACAUUAACUCUGUAAUUUUGAGAUGUAUUCUGUUGAUGAAGUCGCUUUGGGGAUUUUAAUCACGGGGUAUUGGGGGAUCAUUUUGACUGCACAUGUUUUUGGUUUUUUGCUCCCUGUAUUUUUCCGGUUAAUAAAGAAUGAAUGUUUUGCUAUCCACUACA
Messenger RNA from Pungitius pungitius (ninespine stickleback), 2136 nucleotides. It is a transcript of the gene eif5, whose product is annotated as eukaryotic translation initiation factor 5. The coding region runs from base 555 to 1853 and encodes 432 amino acids. NCBI's taxonomy places the organism in Eukaryota, Metazoa, Chordata, Actinopteri, Perciformes, Gasterosteidae. Gene Ontology annotation, cellular component: cytosol. Gene Ontology annotation, molecular function: GDP-dissociation inhibitor activity; translation initiation factor activity; eukaryotic initiation factor eIF2 binding. The transcript is spliced from 12 exons. The record is from RefSeq and is a predicted model, not a curated record. Gene Ontology annotation, biological process: translational initiation; formation of cytoplasmic translation initiation complex; formation of translation preinitiation complex.